AUGCUGCGCGAAGUAACCGACCCUACAAUGCCUUGGCUUGGCUAUAUUCCUGGUCAAACACCCGCCUUCCUUGGUAUUGGUGUGCUGGUCAGCUAUUCCAUCUUAAUAACCUACAUUGAUCUCAACCCAGAUUUCCUGCGUAACCGGCGGCUUCUAAGAGCCUCACAUUUUUAA
Molecule: messenger RNA, 174 nt
Organism: Echinococcus granulosus
Lineage: Eukaryota; Metazoa; Platyhelminthes; Cestoda; Cyclophyllidea; Taeniidae
Exons: 2
Coding region: 1-174 (57 amino acids)
Source: RefSeq, a predicted model, not a curated record